Molecule: messenger RNA, 746 nt
Organism: Nematostella vectensis (starlet sea anemone)
Lineage: Eukaryota; Metazoa; Cnidaria; Anthozoa; Actiniaria; Edwardsiidae
Exons: 5
Coding region: 299-619 (106 amino acids)
Source: RefSeq, a predicted model, not a curated record
GUUGAAGUUAUUGUGCAUCUGAUUUCGUCCAUAUAAUAUUUCACCUGCAUUUAACCCACAAUGACAAGAUAAGCUCUGAGGGAAAAAAAAGUUGUAAAGCAAUAGAUCUUUUAGCCAACAGAGCCAUAUGAGGUUGAUCCUUUGAAAUGACACAGCUGAACAGCUGCGUACGUAGACGUCGGAUUGACUUUGACUGCUUCAUUGAAGGUUUAAUAGGACUUCAACUGCUGGGGAUCCUGUAGCCGCGUAAGCAGUGUGAUUACACGAAGGUUGCGUCUCUAGCAAUUCGCUUGAAAUCAUGUUGUUGAGAGUUGCGUUGUUGGUGAUGGCUUGUGGUGUGUUGGCGAGUGCGAGUAAGGCUAGCCCCGUGCCUUACAAAGACGUGAAAUGCAAGCAGUACCCUCCUCCCGCGCAUGGCCAGAUAGCGUGUGAGCGCCGCGACUCCUCUAAAGACGUUCACUGCAGGGUAUCGUGCAAUCUGUACUACGACUUCGAGUUCCUGGCCGCUCCAGAUUACAUCUGCAGUGACUUGGACGGCAAAUGGUCCACUCAACCCGCGGCGCUCACCCUACCCUGGCCGAACUGCAAGAUCUACACACGUGGGGAACCUGUUCCCUGAUGCCCUCCUUGGCGCACCGCUGACUAAGUUGUUCUGCUGAGCCCGCUGCAGAUACAGCUAGAUGCUUUUCGACACAUCACGUGACCAGAUAAUUGUGAUCGUGACUAAUAAAAUUGGGUGACACUCA